AUGCCCAAUAUUCUCGAUGGAGGCGACGUAGAGCCUCUUCGUCUUCCGCCUUCCCUUGAUGUCAAUCCUUUACAACUAUUCAACAUUGCCAAAUCUGAAAAACGGCCGCUAUUCGCUUCAGCGCCGAUGUUGGCGUUCCGACAAACUGUUGCGGAAUAUGGCGUGGAUUUGACUUGGACACCUAUGAUUCUGGCGAAAGAGUUCAAUCGCUCACUCUUCGCACGUGAUAGUGAUUUCACGCUCGCUCCAAAUCAACCUCCGACAAUUGUUCAGUUUGGAUGCAAUUCACCACUCGAGCUUUCCCGGGCUACUACGCUUAUUGCCCCGUAUGUCAAUGGAAUUGGUAUCAAUUGCGGAUGCCCACAGUCAUGGGCGUGUGCUGAAACGCUGGGAGCAGCGCUGAUGCAUAAGAGAGAACUGGUUGCUGAGAUGGUGAAAGAAGCAAAAGCCUCACUCGAAAGAGAAGGGUUUAAGGAUAAGAAGACAGUGUCUGUUAAGAUUCGAAUCCACAGAGACUUGAGAGAAACUAUUGAUUUUAUCAAGACUGUUGAGAAUGCAGGCGUCGAUUUCAUAACGAUCCAUCCUCGCCUUCGAAGUACACCUUCCUCCAUCCCGGCAAGCACAGAGGCUCUUACACUUCUUAACUCUCACACCAGAGUCCCUACCAUAUCGAACUGCGACAUAUUCUCCCUCUCCUCGGCUCUGUCCCACUACGCUGCUACCAAAGUAGAUGGUGUCAUGUCUGCCCGCGGUAUCCUCGAAAACCCGGGUAUGUUCUUCAGACCCAACUCUACUUCAUCAUACGGAAUCGACAAGUCCCAACCAGCUCAAGAUACUGGAUGUACGUGGGACGUUGUCGAAACUUUCAUGAAUAAAGUGGCGAUAGCACCUAUCCCAUUCAAGCUGGUAGUGCAUCAUUUAAGCGAGAUGACUGGAACUGAUAGGACGCAGAAAGGAAAGACUUUGCUGAGUAAAGACGAGAGAGGUAUACUAAUGGAGUGUAAGAACUUUUGUGAGGUGGUGGAUUUCUUGGAUGAAGUUAGAAGUGAAAAUGGUGGUCUGAGGAGGGAGAUGGAAGGCCAUGAAGAAAAUGAGAUUUUGAAAUGA
Molecule: messenger RNA, 1107 nt
Organism: Glarea lozoyensis ATCC 20868
Lineage: Eukaryota; Fungi; Ascomycota; Leotiomycetes; Helotiales; Helotiaceae
Product: FMN-linked oxidoreductase
Exons: 7
Coding region: 1-1107 (368 amino acids)
Biological process (GO): tRNA processing
Molecular function (GO): tRNA dihydrouridine synthase activity; flavin adenine dinucleotide binding
Source: RefSeq, a predicted model, not a curated record